Messenger RNA from Clarias gariepinus (North African catfish), 2068 nucleotides. RefSeq names its product ALX homeobox 4a (gene alx4a). The transcript is spliced from 4 exons. Bases 140 to 1258 code for a protein of 372 amino acids. Gene Ontology annotation, biological process: regulation of transcription by RNA polymerase II. The record is from RefSeq and is a predicted model, not a curated record. Gene Ontology annotation, molecular function: DNA-binding transcription activator activity, RNA polymerase II-specific; RNA polymerase II transcription regulatory region sequence-specific DNA binding. NCBI's taxonomy places the organism in Eukaryota, Metazoa, Chordata, Actinopteri, Siluriformes, Clariidae.
AGGAAGAGGCAGAGAAAGAGAGAGACAAACUGAGAGGGUCUGCUUCCUUUAGUCUAAGCAAAAGAAAGAAAGGAAGGAGAAAAAAAAAACACGCGUUUGCUUUCACCCCCGCCGACGCCGCAGUAGCUUUUUUUCAGGAAUGAACGCCGAGACGUGCGUCUCAUACUGCGACAUGACAUCCAUGGAUUCGUAUUAUAGCGCGUCCGCGGCGCAGGCUCGGGAUCAGCAAACCAACAUCCCGUUCAGGACAUUCCCAAGCAGCAGCGACACCAAAUACAGCCCGACCUUCCUCAGCAGCAGCAGUAAAGUUCAGGCGUACGGAGAGAAGUCUCGGAGCCCGUUCCAACAGGAAUGCCAGCCACUGGAUGGCACCGAUGGAGAAGGCACCUUUAACAAAUACCACCUCUUCAUGCACAGAUCGUCUUGCAAGACUCCACCAGAAAGCACCAAACUGCACCAGGACAGUCCAGCCAACGGAGGACUCAUCUCCUGCUACGGUAAAGACACCACAGCACUGACUGACUCAGAGCUGCCAGCGAACACCGACCCCACAGGGAUGGAUGGUAGCUACCUCAGUGUGAAGGAUCCAUCAGCUAAGGUUCCUCAAGAGAGACCCAGCUCUGAGCUCGCCUCCCCGCUCGACAAAGGCGAGGGAGAGAGCAACAAGGGCAAGAAGAGGCGCAACCGCACCACCUUCACAAGCUAUCAGCUGGAAGAGUUGGAGAAAGUCUUCCAAAAGACGCACUACCCAGAUGUGUAUGCGCGAGAACAGCUGGCACUCAGGACAGACCUCACAGAGGCUCGAGUCCAGGUGUGGUUCCAGAACCGGCGAGCCAAGUGGAGGAAGAGGGAACGCUUUGGACAGAUGCAGCAGGUCCGAACGCACUUCUCCACCGCCUACGAGCUUCCACUCCUCACACGGCCAGAGAACUACGCUCAGAUCCAGAAUCCCUCAUGGAUCGGAGGCAGCAGCGCAGCGUCCCCGGUGCCAGGCUGCGUCGUUCCGUGUGACUCAGUGACUUCCUGCAUGACCCCUCACCCCCACGCUGCGAGCGGAGUGUCCGAUUUCCUGGGCGUGCCCAGUCCAGGGGGUCACAUGGGACAAAGCCACAUGGGCAGUCUGUUCGGGAGUCCAGGCAUGAGCACCGGCAUCAACGGAUACGAUCUGAACAUGGACCCUGACCGGAAGUCUUCUAGCAUCGCUGCUCUGCGCAUGAAGGCCAAGGAACACAGUGCAGCCAUCUCCUGGGCCACAUGAUCGCCUAGACUCACCAGCAUGUCGCUUGUAGUGUUCUUUAACAAAGCAGUGAGAGAAACAAGACGACGAAGAGGACAAGAUUAAAAAAAAAAAAAAAAAAGCAAGCGUGGGUGAGCAACCAUGAUGCCAUGAUGUGUGGCAAAGGACAAAGACGGUGAGGAAGUGGACUGACUCAGAGAACAUUUUGAUAUAAAAACAAAACCUGUGAAGGAAUAACCUGAGAUCACUCUAAUAAUCUGAGAAACGAGAAUUAACCAAAGCGAGUUGUGAUUCCUCGAUGAAGGAUUUGUAGCUUCUGGGAUAAAAUAAAGUUAAAGUAAAAGCAAACCCUGCACUAAUCAGAUGAACCUGUACAUCCUAAAGAUACAGAAACAGAACCAGGCCAGAGAGUAUUAACACUUUUACUACUUUAUUGAUUAAACUCCAAAACUGAGGACCGUCAAGAACACAUACACACUUAAAUCUGCAUGAUAAGGAAACAGAGACAGUCUAAACCGUUACCUUUGGCAAAAUUAACAUUUACAAACCAUUCUACAUUGCACUGAAAUUAUAUAUUUUUUUAAAUACAUAAUAGCAGCGCGUUCGUCAUGCAGUGAGUCCUGAGAUCAUACGCAGUCUGUGCUGGUGAGAGAGUGAGCCUGGACAUACAGGUCCCUGAGAAGCCUGAGACAAAGGUGUGGAUGAAAAGCCGGCUUUAUGUUUUAUGACUUUCAACCCGACAAAAAUCACACACCAUAAAAGAAUUGACUUGAGGGCUUUAAGAACUCAUGAUCACACGAACGGGGGAAAAAAUAAAGCAAUUUGCAGAAA